Molecule: messenger RNA, 702 nt
Organism: Arabis nemorensis
Lineage: Eukaryota; Viridiplantae; Streptophyta; Magnoliopsida; Brassicales; Brassicaceae
Source: the annotation of a GenBank genome assembly
AUGCAAAUGACUUCUGCUAUAGAAAAGCAACGUAAUAUGUUCGACGCACAAUAUUUAAAGGCAAGUAUGAAUUCACCUCUAACCUAUCAAGACAACAAUUAUAAUUCAACAGGGACCAUCAUAACUCUGAACGAGCCACGAAAUGGGUAUAACUUCCAUCCAACUCAAGAAAAGCUACAAUUUAAUAACUAUCAGCAUUACAAUAUGGUCCAAGGUUCUACAAAUCCAUAUAUGAGUAUUGAGCAACAGUCGAUGCAUGACUCAUCAAAAAUCACAACUCAGCAACAACUUCAGCUCAACAAUCACUGUGUUACCCAUGACUCACGUCACAAUGGAACGUUUCUCCCUACCACAUUACCACCAGUUAUCGAUUCUUCUCACCAGGGCACUUCAAGCAACACAAUUCCUUUUUGGAUGAAACCACUACCAGUACAAACUUAUAUUCCACAUCAUACGUAUAGUUCAUAUCCUCCAUACAAAACUCUUGAAGUGGUUAGAACGCAACUUAGUGCAUUACAAAACACAAGAGCUAGCCGGAUUCAAGAAACACCUUCUUGUGAAACCAACUUAUCGUCUCCUGUCACAAGGGAUGAGGUAGAUCCAGUUGAUAAGUAUAUUGAUUGGGAUAAAGUUAAGGAAAUGGAUUUUGAACUUGAUCCAGUUGAAGUUCUCGAGGCUUUAGGUUUUGGAGUAAGUCCUUAA